This is a messenger RNA of Quercus lobata, 4251 nucleotides long. RefSeq lists its product as uncharacterized. Gene Ontology annotation, molecular function: nucleic acid binding; RNA-DNA hybrid ribonuclease activity. Gene Ontology annotation, biological process: DNA integration. Lineage: Eukaryota; Viridiplantae; Streptophyta; Magnoliopsida; Fagales; Fagaceae. The record is from RefSeq and is a predicted model, not a curated record. Bases 1 to 4251 code for a protein of 1416 amino acids. The transcript has 5 exons.
AUGAAGCUGCGGCUCCAGCAGGUUCAACAAGCUCAACAGGAAGAAAACCGGUCCAAGGGUAACACGGAGGGAGAGGGGGAUAGCCAGCAGAGGGAAACCCCCCGGAGACCAACUACCCCAGACGAACAGAACUCAGAUCUUCUUCGGGAAAUGAGGAAAGAGAUGGACGAACUAAGGAGCGCUAUCAAAGAAAAGACGGACCGGAGCGUAGACAAAAUGAUAAGGGCUACAGAUUCACCCUUCACUGCAGCAGUACUUGAUUGCCCCGUGCCGUCAAAGUUUCGCCUGCCUCAAUUAGAGCCAUUCGACGGACUCAAGGACCCUCAGGAUCAUCUUAAUACCUUUAAGACGACUCUGGGUCUCCAGCAGCCACCUGAUGAGAUAUUGUGUCGGUCAUUCCCUACGACUCUCAAAGGAGCUGCAAGAGAGUGGUUUACUAAGUUGCCAAACUCGUCCAUAGACAACUUCGAUCAGCUGAGUAGUGCUUUUUUGCGCCACUUCAUAGGGGGACAACGCCCAAGGAGACCAGUAGAUUACUUACUCACCAUAAGACAGGGAGAGAAGGAGACUCUGAGGUCAUAUGUCAAGCGAUUCACCCGGGAAACUCUGGAAGUGGACGAAGCUGAUGACAAGGUGCAGCUGACGACCUUCAAAGCAGGUUUGAGAUCCAGAGACCUUGUGGCCUCUCUUGCAAAAAACCCCCCGAAGACAAUGGCUAAGAUGCUCCUGAAGGCACAAAAGUACAUGAACGCGGAAGAUGCUCUAGCUGCCAUAAAAGAUACUGACAGACUAGGGGACAAAUCCAAAGGAGAAGACGACCGCAGAGGGCAAAAGAGAGACAGACCAGAACGUCGGAACAACGACGGGAAUAGAAGGAGAGACGACAAAAAUCCUCGUCAGAACAAAUAUUGCCGGUUCCAUAGAGACCACGGCCACAACACAGAAGAUUGCAGAGACCUGAAGGAACAAAUAAAGGAAUUAAUACGGAAAGGAAAGUUACAGAAAUAUGUGAAGAAAGGAGAAUAUAGCAAGUUCAGAGACGACAACAGGACCCAACAAGAAUCCUUUACUCGGGAUGACGACCAUCCGUCCCAGUCUCCACGCAAAGUGAUCGGGGAGAUAAACACGAUCGCGGGCGGACCAUCCUCAGGAGGAUCGUUUAGAUCACUCAAAAAAGCAUGCCACAGACAGGUGAACAGUGUCCACACCAUGCCUCCGUCCAAGCACCGACGAACAUACCAAGACAUGUCCUUUAAUGAAGGAGACGCCAGGGGAGUAAAGCAGCCUCACAACGAUCCCCUGGUCAUAGUGCUGAAUAUUGAAGGGUUCAAUACCAGAAGGAUCCUUAUUGAUAACGGGAGCUCAGCGGAUAUCAUCUACCUUCCAGCCUUCCAACAGUUGAGAUUAGAUCCAAAAAGGCUCCGUCCUUUUGACUCUCCGCUCGUCAGCUUCAGUGGAGACAGGGUCUACCCCAGGGGAAUAGUGACUCUGACGGUGACGGCAGGGACCUACCCAUUGCAGUUGACCAAACAAGUAGACUUCCUGGUGGUAGAUUGCCCCUCGUCCUACAAUGUCAUCAUUGGGAGGCCCACCCUAAACAAGUGGAAGGCGGCGACGUCAGCCUACUGUUUGAAGGUGAAAUUCCCAACAGACAGCGGCGUGGGUGAAGUGAAGGGUGACCAAGUCCUGGCAAGGGAAUGCUAUCAGGCCGUACUGGCAAAAAAGGAGAACCACACGUGGACGAUUGAAGAAAAAGAGGAGGACGGGAUGGAGACCCUAGAAGCAGUAGAGUUGAUAGAAGGAAAUGCGGACAAGACGACCAGGAUAGGGACGACGCUAAGCCCCGAGAUGAGAACGAGACUCAUAAAAUUCCUUAAGGGGAAUCUAGAUAGCAAGGAGGAGCUCGCUCACCUGGACGACCUGGAGGAGACUUUUGCAACCCUGAGAAAACACCAGAUGAAGCUGAAUCCAAGCAAAUGUGUUUUUGGAGUAGCCUCGGGAAAGUUCUUGGGAUUCAUGGUUUCCCAGAGAGGAAUAGAAGCAAAUCCAGAGAAAGUACGAGCUAUCAUCGACAUGGCUUCACCCAAGACCGUCAAGGACGUACAAAAACUUACAGGAAGGAUAGCAGCCCUGAAUAGGUUCGUCUCUAGGGCCACAGACAUAUGCCUACCCUUCUUCAAAACCCUCAAGCAGGCUUUUGCUUGGACCGACGAAUGCGAAGUAGCGUUCCAAGAGCUGAAGCAAUACCUGAGCAGUCCACCUCUCCUGAGCCCGUCCAAAGGAGGGGAGAACUUAUACUUAUACCUGGCAGUGUCAGCCUCGGCAGUAAGCGCAGCCUUGAUUAGAGAAGAAGGCAAGAAGCAACUCCCGGUGUACUACGUCAGCCAAGCCUUUCAAGGAGCUGAGUUCAGGUACCCAAGGAUCGAAAAGAUCGUGUUUGCACUUAUAGUAGCCUCGCGCAAGCUCAGGCCGUAUUUCCAAUCAAAUCCUAUCCUUGUGAUGACGGAUCAACCAAUUAAGAAAUCAAUGAACAAACCAGAAGUAGUAGGGAGAAUGGUCCAAUGGGCAGUCGAACUCAGCCAAUUUGACAUCGAGUACCAUCCAAGAGCAGCUAUCAAGGCACAAGCUCUGGCUGACUUCAUCGCUGAAUUCACUCUGCCAGACGAAGAUGGAAUUACAGACGAAGUUGAUAAAUGGACAAUACAGACAGAUGGUUCGUCAGCCCAAAAGAGAGGGGGAGUAGGGGUCGUCAUAACCACCCCCGACGGAGAAGUGAUGAAAUAUGGGGUUCAACUGAAGUUCCCAGCCACCAAUAACGAAGCCGAGUAUGAAGGAAUAUUGACGGGCUUGAGGCUUGGGAAAGCUCUUGGUGCCAAAAACUUGCUGAUCCAAAGUGAUUCAAAGCUGGUAAUCGGACAGAUCAGUGGGGAGUACGAGGCAAAGGAAGAAAGGAUGCAGAAAUACCUUAAACUGACUAGGCAACUAACUCAAGAGUUCGACACAGUGGAGUUCGUCCAGAUACCAAGAAGCCAGAAUAUUGGAGCCGACGAAGUAUCAAAACUAGCGUCAUCAGAAGAAGGGGAAACGAGCACAGACAUGGCAAUAGAGAUCCAGAAACACCCGAGUAUUGAAGAGGUGGCGGUGUUCUCCAUCCAAAGCACAGACACCUGGAUGACGCCCAUAAUAUCCUUCCUCCAGGACGGGCACCUACCUCAAGACACUGAAGAAGCCAGGAAGAUCAAGAAGAGGGCAGCCAGAUUCACGAUCUUGAAUGACGUCUUGUACAAGAGAGGCUUCUCAAUGCCCUACUUGAAGUGCGUCGACGAGGAAGAGGCCAAAUACAUCUUGGAGGAGGUGGACGCUGCUAACAUCGUCAGAAGGUGUGACAAAUGCCAACGAUACGGGAAUGUGCAGCGGCUUCCAGCAGAGAAAAUGACGACCAUAGCUUCCCCAUGGCCAUUUGCACAAUGGGGAAUCGACAUCGUCGGUCCUCUGCCCCAAGAGGCCCUAGCAACGAUCACUGAGGCUCGGAUCCAGAACUUUGUGUGGAAAAACAUAGUAUGCAGGUUCGGGAUUCCCUCGACGAUCAUAUCAGACAAUGGAAGGCAGUUCGACAGUCAAGGCUUCAGGGAAUUCUGCUCAAGCCUUGGGAUCAAGAAUCAGUUCUCAUCCCCAGGGCAUCCUCAGGCAAACGGACAGACGGAAGUGACGAACCGGACGCUGCUCAAGAUUAUCAAGACCAGACUGGACGAUGCGAAAGGUGCCUGGCCAGAAGAACUACCAAAUGUCCUAUGGGCUUACAGAACCACCGCCAGAACCCCAACGGGAGAAACCCCCUUCAGGCUUACCUAUGGUACAGAAGCAGUAAUCCCAGUCGAAGUAGGGGUCACAAGUAUCAGGCGUGGAACCUUCAACAAAGAGAUCAAUGACGACGAACUACGACUGAACCUAGAUUGUCUAGACGAAGUAAGAGUCAACGCAUCCAGCAAGAUGACGAGGUAUCAAAGGAAAAUGGCCGAAUACUAUGACAAACGGGUCAAACUGAGACGCCUGGACAUAGGAGACCUCGUCCUACGCAGGACCACCAUGGCAACUAAAGACCUUACCCAGGGAAAGCUAGGUCCUAUAUGGGAAGGUCCCUACCGAGUCGUUCACUACUCAAGACAAGGAAGUUAUCACCUGGAAACCAUGGACGGACAAAGGCUCCCUCGACCAUGGAAUAUUGAGCAUUUAAAAAAGUACCACCAGUAA